AAUCCUCAUUUGUCAGUCUGGAGCCUCAGAAGCUUUGCGUCUUUGCAGACUUCACUUCAGAACUUCAGAGGCUUCCGAAAUGGUUGUUUGCACACUUGCCGGAUACUUGGAACAUUUGAAAUACUGGCUCAUGGAAAAAUGGCUCAAGUUUUGGCAAUAGGCAAUCAAAGGAUUCUUCACUGUGACAUCUUUGACCGUAGCAGCAAUGGGGCCUGUGGAUUCCAUUGGCUAUGGGAAACUUUUUUUCAUCUGGGCAUGUGGAACAACGGAUUUUGUGACCGACAUUUUCUUCUUGGUCGAUAGCAUCAAGACCCACUUUGCAUUUACCCACAUGUGCGCCGUCUGCGGAGAGAUUGAAGAAUCGGAGCUGUUGGGACACCUUUUUUCGCUAUAGCUUGCAUUUUUGGUUUGAUCAUUGUUGUCCUCCUUCACUUAUGGAAAUUGAUGGGAACCUUUCUCUUUAUGACUGAUGACCACUCCGACGUUAGCUUUUCAGGCGUGACCUUGGCAAACAGCCCAGGGUUGUUUUUCAUCUUCUGCUGUCGUCCAACGAAGCUUGAUGACUUUGUGGGCUUCAUCCAAGACUCCCACCCUUGGAACCCGAGGAUGUUAGUGGAUAUGGCUUUUGAGGACAUACCAUCACUAGUCCUCAACUCUGUGGACAUGUUCAAGUUUGGCAACGGUGGCGUCUUGAAUUGGCUCUCGUUUCUGGCCUCGAUCGCCCACAUCCUCGUGUGCUGGUGGCUGCUUCGCAGCCGCGACACCGCGGGCCAUGCCAAAUCACCAAAGGCCGCGCGGUGGGUGGAAGAUGGAGUCUCAGCCAUGAAUUCCGUCCUGGGAGUUGCUGAAGCUGGAGGUUGAUGUUCUUUGAUGCCUCUACAGCCAAUUCAUUGCAUGGAUGUACGGUUACGCUCAUGAGUGUCAAGAUGAAUAUAGUUAUCCCUGAUUCCAACCCUUGUGCAGCUGGGAAGUUCUGGAAGAUGGGCCACUGAGCAGUUGACCAGUGCAUUGGAGGAACAUAUCCUCGCAAUAUCUUCAUUCUUGCCGCACUGACUAGGAGCUGCACGAAGAGCAAUGCACGAAGCGUAAAAAGCAUUCUUGACACCCCUUGGCAGCAGUUGACACUACGUCACAGCACUUGACACCAUUUGACACCACUUGACACCCCUAAACGUUUUGAGGCUUUUGAGGUCAGUAAGACAUCAUUGACAGUGUCGAGCAGAAGGUCCAACCGGUGUCUGGAACAACGUCUCGACCUUGUCAAUCGAUCUUUAGAGCUUGGCAUUUGACAACAGUUUCACUCAAAGUUUUUAAAGCAUGACUCUUCUCAGCAAUCUUAAAAACCAGAACCUUUGGUGUAAUGUCACACCAUCUUACUCCUGAAUAUUUUGGGAUACUAUUGAGAUGGUGGAAUCAUAAAAGAAAACACCAUUCUACUAUUUUGGGGGCUUUCUAUCCUGUAUAUCAUCCAUCAAUCUUGGGAUCCACUU
Molecule: messenger RNA, 1490 nt
Organism: Cladocopium goreaui
Lineage: Eukaryota; Dinophyceae; Suessiales; Symbiodiniaceae
Source: the annotation of a GenBank genome assembly